AUGUACCUACCUACAUGCAGUAUUAACUACAUGUUUUUACAGCUUUUUUCGUUCCAUGAUACGGCAGUUUCCCGGGAGAAGGAGUGCUCUCUGUAUGUCUUUCAAUUGUUAUGCAACUAUAACCAAGCAUUUUCAAGAACUGUGACGAGAUGUGACAGAAGCUUAACCACUUGUGACUCAAAAGGGCAAUGCUAUCUCCGUGCAUGCGGUAAUGGACUCGGCUACCACCAAGAAAGAAUUUUAUUCUCGAAUCAUGUCUCUCUCUCCAGCUGGGAAAGAAAAGAACAAAUUCCACGUGGCCUCUCAACUGGCUGCAAGAUCUAUCUAUUCUCGCGUUACUAG
Morchella sextelata is the source of this 342-nucleotide messenger RNA. RefSeq lists its product as uncharacterized. NCBI's taxonomy places the organism in Eukaryota, Fungi, Ascomycota, Pezizomycetes, Pezizales, Morchellaceae. The record is from RefSeq and is a predicted model, not a curated record. Bases 1 to 342 code for a protein of 113 amino acids. The transcript has 5 exons.